Molecule: messenger RNA, 1658 nt
Organism: Pygocentrus nattereri (red-bellied piranha)
Lineage: Eukaryota; Metazoa; Chordata; Actinopteri; Characiformes; Serrasalmidae
Gene: klf9
Product: Kruppel-like factor 9
Biological process (GO): regulation of transcription by RNA polymerase II
Molecular function (GO): DNA-binding transcription factor activity, RNA polymerase II-specific; RNA polymerase II cis-regulatory region sequence-specific DNA binding
Source: RefSeq, a predicted model, not a curated record
GCUUCUUUCAGGAGAGAAACGGCAGCGGCCAGAAAGUUGACGCAGUUAUGAGGCGAGGCGGCGCGCGGCGGCACGACUUCGGGACCUCUGUCCUAAACCGAGAGACCGACCCCUGAAUCGAGUCAGGCCGAGCCCGGGUAUCCUAACUCGGCCCCGUCACGAACAGAACCGAACUCGGCAACCGCGUUUCUCGGCUCUUUUCGGCGGUCUCCGUCCAGGCAGCGGAGUCACUCGGAGCAGCUCGAGCCGCGCUGCUGUUUGUCUGCGCCGGUCUUUUACGGAACACAGGACUCCGCUCGGGACCGAUGACGGAGCUCGCCACGUGUCUGGUGUCCGGUGGCGGCGAGGAGGACGCGGCGGCGGCGGACAAGGAGAGCCAGGAGAGCCGCACGCUGCUGAUGGUCGCGCGGAUCCUGCUGGAGCUCAACCGGUGCGGCGCGGGCACGGCGGAGCCUAAGCGCGUGCUCCACUCGGGCUCACAGCCGGAGUCAGGCACGCGCUCCCGCUCGCGCUCCCGCUGAAAAGCGGCACCGCUGCCGCAGGUGGGCUGCGGGAAAGUCUACGGCAAGUCCUCCCACCUGAAGGCACACCUGCGCGUGCAUACAGGCGAGAGACCGUUCCAGUGCACCUGGCCCGACUGUGACAAGAAGUUCUCUCGCUCGGACGAGCUGACGCGUCACUUCCGCACGCACACGGGCGAGAAGCGCUUCUCCUGCCCGCUCUGCACCAAGUGCUUCAUGAGGAGCGACCACCUGAGCAAACACGCCCGGCGGCACGACGGCUUCCACCCCGCCAUGCUCCGCAACCCGCACGGGAGGAGGCGGCACUCGUCCACCUCCACCUCGUCCUCCGGCUCCGGGGACGCCGAGGGCAUUUGAGCGGCGCCGAAACUUCACCCACACCGUCUGAUCUCCAAAUCAUCAUCCUCACAGAACACUAAGUGUGUAUGACGUCUAUGUCACAGGGUCUUCAAUGUACAGUCGCACAGACGGCGGCUGCCGCUAGUUUGAGCUAGCAGGCCAGCCAUCUCGCUCAGACUUCAACGUACCAGAAAGAAACUCACUUGCACAUUUAAUUAGCAGCACAAAUAUGUAAAUAUGGUUACUUGAACGUCAGCUAUAAUGAUUCAGUGGUAGCUGUGGCGAUGCUAAUAGUGGGGAUGGUUUCUUGCUGUUUAAAGGAAAAUCGCAAAAAACGCUUUUUGAAGUUUCAGAAAUGAUGUUUGUUAGUGAAAGGCUACUUCUAAUGGAAGAUGAGCAAGAAAUGACCUCCCAUAGACUACAUUCUACGUGGAACACAAGCUAAAUAUGGUCAUUUUGGGCAAAGAGCCAUUUAAUGCUAAACUUAAUUAUAGGGAAAUGCGUUCAAAUAAGCUUUCAUUAGUAACCAGCCAACGUGAGAAAGACACAUUGCUAGACUUGUGGUAGUACACGAACACUUGAGUGCAGCUAAUAUCAAAGUGGAAGCCUUUGGGAGGCGACAUAACACCAUUUUUAAAACAAUUUUCCUUUACUCAGGAUUCCAAUAACGUUCCAAAUUUUCUGCAUAAUUAAGUGGUUAAGAUGUAAACAGCCACUAAGAGUGGCUUGAUGUGAAAUGCACCGUUCUGACAUUCACAGUGGUGGUGAUAGGAACCAGACUUCUGAAACAGUUGUUAC